ACCGGAGCGCCUCAGACAGUUUCCGAUCUCGGCGAGGCUCGCGUCAGUUUUUCAAAAUCGUGUUUUUAGAGGUUCUAGGGAGAUUGUGGCACAUCGGUUAAUCUGGGCAGAUAAACGGUGAACGAGGGGGAAAAAAAGUCGCGAGAGGCGUGAAGGAUAUUUAGCAAAAAUUGACUCAGUCGUUUAGUGUGCGGAGUGAGAAGAAAACAUGACUGCUGCUGCAUUCAGGGAUCGAUUAGUGGCGCUUGUGGCUGUUCAGCUGCUUGUGCUGGACCAACUUGGGUUGGCGAUGAAGUUCGAUGUGAAACCUGCAUUCAUCAAAACGUGCCGUUUCUCAGAUGAGGAUUUCGUCGCAUGCUCAACCGAGGCGGUGCAGGGAUUGUUCGACAAAUUGGUGACAGGCAUCGAAGGGCUCGAGCACGUCGGCACGAUCGACCCGAUGAAGAUCAACAAGAUCCGGAUCCUGCAGGGUGACGGGCCGGUCAGCGUGAACGCAUCCCUCUCCAAGGUGGUCAUGACGGGUUUCGCCAAAACGAAAGUAGUUCGCAAUGUUGUCAGCAGCAAGGACUUCAGCUGGGAGACCCACAUCCAGCUGCCGAAGAUGCGCCUCGAGGGCAACUACCACAUGCAGGGCCGCAUCCUGGUGAUCCCGCUGAACGGCCACGGCAAGUGCUGGUUCGAACCAAGCGAGAUGGACAUCGUAAUGAAGACCUUCACCAAUCUGUACGAGCGGGACAACCACGUGUUUUACAACGUGACGGACACCAAGGUGGACUUCAGCCUCACCGGUCUGCGGCUACACAUGGGCAAUCUGUUCGAGGGGGUCAAGGUGCUCGAGGACAGCACCAACCAGUACCUGAACGACAACUGGCGACCGGUAUCGGAUGCGCUCAAACCCAUCAUCGCCAAAACGAUCGAGGACAUUCUGUUGGCGUUCAUGCAGAGCAUCUUCCACCAGAUUCCGGCCGAGUACUUCGUGGCGGAUCUGCCCCGGUCGGGUUAGAGUUUUCCCGUGUUGAUGAUCUUUUUUUCUCGACAUUUCGUAUUAUUGCAAUUUUUGUGUAAAUAAAUUUUGUUCGGUGUCACCAAAAA
Toxorhynchites rutilus septentrionalis is the source of this 1092-nucleotide messenger RNA. Its product is annotated as protein takeout-like. The record is from RefSeq and is a predicted model, not a curated record. The transcript has 5 exons. NCBI's taxonomy places the organism in Eukaryota, Metazoa, Arthropoda, Insecta, Diptera, Culicidae. The coding region runs from base 209 to 1003 and encodes 264 amino acids.